AACCUCAUGUUAUUUACCUAUUGUGGCUGCCGCGCCAAACCCUUGAGCUUCGAACCCAUGGCGAAACCGUCGAAAUCAAAGAACUCAUCAUCGGAAGACGAUGAUGAAGCUCUAUACAAUGCCAUCAAUAUGUCGUCGUCGUCGAACAAGCAUUUUAGUCACCCCCACAACCUAACCCUCCUUAAAUUCCCAAAUAUCGGAAUCGAUUGCUCUGGUUGUAACUUGCCAUGCUCAGGUGUGAUUUUCGUCUGCAGUCAAUGCAAGUUCUUCCUCCAUCAACAAUGCUUUCUAGCGAGUCGCUCCAUAAACCACCCAUCCCACCCUAUUCAUCCUCUAACCCUAGUCCCAUACCCUACUUACACCUCCGGUUCCUUCACCUGCGAUUCCUGCGGUCAAUCUGGAUCUGGGUUUUGUUUCAGUUGCUCAAGCUGUGACUUUGAUCUCCAUAUCCAUUGUGCUUCUGAAAAUACCACAACCACAAAUCAAGAAGUUGAACUUGGAAAGUUUAUUUCAUCUCAACAAGAGGAUGAAGAAAAUGAAGAGGAAAAAAUGACCAACGAAAUAACCAACAAAAGAAGAAAGCUAGCUAUUGGCUGCACAUCAUUGGAAGACUCACUGGCAGCAGAAGUAAUUAUCAGCAAUGUAGAUCUUCUGACGGAGAUCCUUUUACAUGUGCCGACAAAGUCACUCCUCAGAUUCAAGUGUGUAUCUAAGCAUUGGCUCUCUCUCAUCUCUGACCCACAAUUUUCCUGCAACCAUGCCCGCCGAAUGAAGAUUUCAUUGAUCUCGGGCCUAUACUUCCACUACAAACCUUGGAACUUCAAGGAACUUAUUUCUGUUUCAUUUCACAGCCACUCCAGUCUUCCAACACUUGCCUUCCUCAACGGUGUUGGAGAAAGAUCUACACCUAGGAUUGUGGACUCUUGCAAUGGCUUACUGUUGUGCUCGAAGGUUUACGGGAGGCAUUUCAUUGUUUGUAAUCCGACCACCCAGAAAUACACUACACUAGCUGAACCCAAUAGCAAAUCAUCUAGAUUGUCACUUCAUGGGUUUGGUGCUUACUUAGCUUUUGAUCCUUUAAAAUCACCUCACUACAAAGUUGUAUUGGUUAAUUGCUCUCCUCUUUUCGCUGGAAUCAGAGGAAGCUCCUAUUGGAUUGAUAUCUACUCUUCAGAAAGUGCAUCUUGGAAACACAUUCCUGUCAGUACAUCACCAGGUGACUCCCUCACACGCAGGGUCUUUUGGAAUGGAGCAAUUCAUUGGAUGAGUGACCAGAACAUUCACUUUCGAUUUGAUGUUGAUGCGGAAACUCUGACGGGAGCUCCAAUGCCUCCAUACCCUAAAAUUCUUUCUGGCGGGAAGUAUAUGUAUUUUGGAGAAUAUCAUGGCCAUUUGUUUCUCAUUCAGACUAGUCAGUGCUCUCCUAUGGGAUUCAGAAUUCUUGAGAUGGACAGGGACUCCUGCUGCUGGAAUGUGAAGUACCGGGUUAGUCUGAGACGUUUGAAAGCUGCAUUCCCUGAGAAUUUUCACCCACCAUUUUCUGUGCUGUCUGUUGUCAAGGGAGCAAAUGAAAAAGAUUUUGAAAUGAUAUUAGCUAUCCAUGGCAAAUAUAUUUCUUAUAAUCUGGAUUGCAAGACAUGGAAGGUGCUUCGUGAUUUGCAGCCUGGUGAUUUUCAUGAAUCAACUGGUUAUAAUAAUGCUUUUCAAUUCAUUGAAAGCCUAUCCACUGUUUGAGACAACAUGUUCUACUUCUACAUGUUGGAAUUUUUUGAACACAUCUUAUAAUCUUUUUGCGAGAAUCAACUUCUCAGUGUUAAAAUUGUUGAAUAUUUCGCCAUCUCAGUGAUAGUAAUUGGUCCUUGAUCUAAAUAUUGUUGUAAUUUCUUUUGUUAUCCAAAUAGUUUUGACAUCUCAAAUGGUAGUAAUUCCAUUCAUUGGA
Messenger RNA from Camellia sinensis, 1939 nucleotides. Its product is annotated as F-box protein At5g07610. The record is from RefSeq and is a predicted model, not a curated record. Gene Ontology annotation, molecular function: protein binding. Lineage: Eukaryota; Viridiplantae; Streptophyta; Magnoliopsida; Ericales; Theaceae.